Hansenula anomala is the source of this 1623-nucleotide messenger RNA. It is a transcript of the gene CCT5, whose product is annotated as chaperonin-containing T-complex subunit CCT5. Gene Ontology annotation, molecular function: ATP hydrolysis activity; ATP-dependent protein folding chaperone; ATP binding. Bases 1 to 1623 code for a protein of 540 amino acids. Gene Ontology annotation, biological process: protein folding. The transcript has a single exon. NCBI's taxonomy places the organism in Eukaryota, Fungi, Ascomycota, Saccharomycetes, Phaffomycetales, Wickerhamomycetaceae. The record is from RefSeq and is a predicted model, not a curated record. Gene Ontology annotation, cellular component: chaperonin-containing T-complex.
AUGCCAGACAUGUCCAAUGCCAUAGUGGCACAAGAUGAAAUGGGGAGACCUUUCAUUAUUGUUAGAGAUCAAGGCAAUAAAAAAAGAGUUCAUGGUAUAGAAGCCAAAAAGACACAUAUCUUAGCAGCUAGAUCAGUUGCUUCCAUUAUAAAGACAUCAUUGGGUCCAAGAGGGUUGGAUAAGAUCUUGAUUAGUCCAGAUGGUGAAAUAACAAUUACUAAUGAUGGUGCUACAAUUUUAUCACAAAUGGAACUUGAUAAUGAAAUUGCCAAAUUAUUAGUUGAAUUAUCUAAAUCCCAAGAUGAUGAAAUUGGUGAUGGUACUACUGGUGUUGUUGUCUUGGCUGGUGCUCUAUUAGAUCAAGCUUUAGAAUUGAUUGACAAAGGUAUCCAUCCAAUUAAAAUUGCUAAUGGGUUCGAUGAAGCUUGUAAAGUUGCAAUCGAUCAAUUGGAUAAAGUUUCAGAUGAUAUAGAAAGUAAUACUGAAAUACUAUUAAGAGCUGCUAAAACUUCUUUAGGUUCCAAGAUUGUUUCAAAAGCUCAUGAUCAAUUUGCUAAAAUGGCUGUUGAUGCUGUUUUAUCUGUUGCUGAUAAAGAAAGAAAAGAUGUUGAUUUUGAAUUAAUUAAAGUUGAAGGUAAAGUUGGUGGUUCAUUAGAAGAUUCAAAACUGAUUAAAGGUGUUAUUUUAGAUAAAGAUUUUUCACAUCCUCAAAUGCCAAAAAGAAUUGAAGAUGUUAAACUAGCUAUAUUAACAUGUCCAUUUGAACCUCCAAAACCUAAAACUAAACAUAAAUUGGAUAUUUCAUCAGUGGAAGAAUUCAAAAACUUGCAAGAUUAUGAACAAAACAAAUUUAAGGAAAUGGUUCAACAAGUUAAAGACUCUGGUGCUAACUUGGUUAUUUGUCAAUGGGGUUUUGAUGAUGAAGCUAACCAUUUAUUAUUACAAAAUAAAUUACCUGCUGUCCGUUGGGUUGGUGGUCCAGAAAUAGAAUUAAUCGCCAUCGCAACUGAUGGUCGUAUUGUUCCACGUUUUGAAGAUUUGACUCCAGAAAAAUUAGGUAAAGCUGGUAAAGUUUAUGAAUUAGAAUUUGGUACUACAAAAGAUCGUAUGUUGGUUAUUGAAGAAUGUGCAAAUUCAAGAGCCGUGACAUGUUUCUUGAGAGGUUCAAAUAGAAUGAUUGUUGAUGAAGCUAAACGUGCUUUACAUGAUUCUUUAUGUGUUGUUCGUAACUUGGUGCGUGAUAGCAGAGUUGUCUAUGGUGGUGGUUCUGCUGAAAUUACAAGUUCUUUAGCUGUUAGUGAAGCUGCUGAUAAACAAAAAGGUAUUGAUCAAUAUGCAUUCAGAGCUUUUGCCAGUGCUCUAGAUAUAAUCCCAAUGACUUUAGCUGAAAACUCAGGUUUAGACCCAAUUGAAACUUUAACAAAUAUCAAAUCUCGUCAUGUUAAAGAACAAAACUCCCAUCUUGGUGUUGACUGUUUAGGUAAAGGCUCAAACGAUAUGAAGGAAUUAUUUGUUGUUGAUCCAUUAAUUGGUAAAAAACAACAGUUAUUAUUAGCUACACAAUUGACUAGAAUGAUUUUGAAAAUUAAUGAUGUUAUUAUCAGUGGUAAGGAUGAAUAUUAG